Messenger RNA from Phragmites australis (common reed), 1808 nucleotides. RefSeq names its product elongation factor 1-alpha-like. Gene Ontology annotation, biological process: translational elongation; translation. NCBI's taxonomy places the organism in Eukaryota, Viridiplantae, Streptophyta, Magnoliopsida, Poales, Poaceae. The record is from RefSeq and is a predicted model, not a curated record. The coding region runs from base 222 to 1565 and encodes 447 amino acids. Gene Ontology annotation, molecular function: GTP binding; GTPase activity; translation elongation factor activity. The transcript is spliced from 3 exons.
CUAGAUUCAACCACUUUCCCAAAUCCCACACGCAGCCAGCCGCCACGAACCGCGAGGGGCGAUCCGACGCGAGGCUGCGAAGUCGCCGACGCGCCGUCACCGCCCCCCCCCCCCCCAGAUACGCAGCGAGUUGUGGCCGUCUUCAACUCGAGGCGCAACUGACCACGCCAGAGACGCCCGCUGCCGCCGUCCGCCGAGCAGUUUAAGAUUUUCUGGUAGCCAUGGGUAAGGAGAAGACUCACAUUAACAUUGUGGUCAUUGGCCAUGUCGACUCUGGCAAGUCGACCACCACUGGCCACCUGAUCUACAAGCUUGGAGGUAUCGACAAGCGUGUGAUCGAGAGGUUCGAAAAGGAGGCUGCCGAGAUGAACAAGAGGUCAUUCAAGUACGCAUGGGUUCUUGACAAGCUCAAGGCUGAGCGUGAGAGAGGUAUCACCAUCGAUAUCGCCCUGUGGAAGUUCGAGACCACCAAGUACUACUGCACAGUUAUUGAUGCCCCUGGACACCGUGACUUCAUCAAGAACAUGAUCACUGGUACCUCCCAGGCUGACUGUGCUGUCCUUAUCAUUGACUCCACCACUGGUGGUUUUGAGGCUGGUAUCUCCAAGGAUGGCCAGACCCGUGAGCAUGCUCUCCUUGCUUUCACUCUUGGGGUGAAGCAGAUGAUUUGCUGCUGCAACAAGAUGGAUGCCACCACUCCCAAGUACUCGAAGGCCCGUUACGAUGAGAUUGUGAAGGAAGUCUCUUCCUACCUCAAGAAGGUCGGCUACAACCCUGACAAGAUUCCCUUUGUUCCCAUCUCUGGGUUUGAGGGUGACAACAUGAUUGAGAGGUCCACCAACCUUGACUGGUACAAGGGCCCAACCUUGCUUGAGGCUCUUGACCAGAUCAAUGAGCCCAAGAGGCCUUCGGACAAACCCCUCCGUCUCCCCCUUCAGGAUGUGUACAAGAUUGGUGGUAUUGGUACUGUCCCUGUUGGUCGUGUUGAGACUGGUGUCCUCAAGCCUGGUAUGGUUGUUACCUUUGGUCCCAGCGGCCUGACUACUGAGGUCAAGUCUGUUGAGAUGCACCAUGAGGCUCUCCAAGAGGCCCUUCCUGGUGACAAUGUUGGUUUCAAUGUGAAGAACGUUGCUGUUAAGGAUAUCAAGCGUGGGUAUGUGGCCUCCAACUCUAAGGAUGACCCUGCCAAGGAGGCUGCCAGCUUCACCUCCCAGGUCAUCAUCAUGAACCACCCUGGGCAGAUUGGCAACGGCUACGCCCCAGUCCUGGACUGCCACACCUCCCACAUUGCUGUGAAGUUUGCUGAGCUCCUGACCAAGAUCGACAGGCGGUCUGGCAAGGAGCUCGAGAAGGAGCCGAAGUUCCUGAAGAACGGUGAUGCCGGCAUGGUGAAGAUGAUUCCCACCAAGCCCAUGGUUGUGGAGACCUUCUCCGCGUACCCUCCUCUUGGUCGUUUUGCUGUCCGUGACAUGAGGCAGACGGUUGCUGUUGGAGUCAUCAAGAGCGUGGAGAAGAAGGACCCAACCGGUGCCAAGGUGACCAAGGCUGCUGCCAAGAAGAAAUGAUGCACCUGGUGGUUGAUUCUAUGUCUGAUUUUGGGAUACCUAAGUGGUUUAGUAUCAUCGCUUAAGUUUUGUGGACAGCCAUUGCUGUUACCGUGUGAACUGUUAUGCUCUGUUGGCAAUGCACUCUCGGUCUGUCGUUUUAAGUACUGUAUUGUUACUUCGGGUUCGGCAAAACUUAAGUGCUCUGAGACUGAUUUGUACCCUCAUUGAUGUUGUUGAAUGUGAGUCCUUAGAUUGGUAUAA